Cladocopium goreaui is the source of this 1349-nucleotide messenger RNA. The record is from the annotation of a GenBank genome assembly. NCBI's taxonomy places the organism in Eukaryota, Dinophyceae, Suessiales, Symbiodiniaceae.
CAGGACCCGGUGAUGUCUAUGGAGAAGCUAUGAAAAAAAAUGAUAAGAGAGGACCUGCCGAACCUUACUGGUGCUGAACGUAGGGAAUGGAUGGGUUGCUGGGGGAAUGGGAUGAUUAUUACUAGUGAUUAUGGAUCAUUCCCGAAAAUUCCCUGCUAAGCACCAGUAAGGAACAGUUGCGACUUCCGUGUCUAUUGAGACACGAUUCACAGCUAUGACUGAAGCCACGCAAGCGCCCCUCCGAGUGGCAGCUGUGGGUUGCGGAGUGGUAUGGCGCCACCAUUUGCAGGCCGUGCUUGAGAUGCAGCCCCGACUCAUUUCCUACUCCGCUGUCGUGGAGCCGGACGCGCUGCGGCGCGCGGCAGCCCUGAAGGCGCUUGAUGGACAGGGAGCACCAGCCAGGAGCUUUGCCACGCUGAUGGAGGCGAUUGAGGCCGAUCCUGACAGAACUUUGUUUGAAGCAGUGGACAUCAUGGUGCCCAACGUUGGCAACCUCCAUGAGCACGUGGCGCGCGAGGCGCAAAAUGCUGGGCGCCAUGUUCUUUUGGAAAAACCCAUCUCAGUUUGCAUCGCCUCUGGCGAGCGUAUCUUGCAAGCCCAGCCGCCGGAGAAAGUGCUGAUGGUCGCCGAGAAUGCCCAGUACUGGCGCGAGGUGCUGCUGGUGCAGCGGCUCAUCCACCAGGGCCAGUUGGGUGACCUUCUAAGUGUCCGAGCCAAAUGUUGGGAGAGCGCCCAUCCUGCCCUCAAUGAAUGGGCAGCUGAUGGCUCUUAUGAUGCAGGCAGCUUUAUCGCAGAUGCGGCUGAGGGAUUUGUCUUUGAUUCGGGCUUGCACUGGUUGCGGCCACUUCGGAUGUUCUUGGGCAAGGCGGUUCGCGUUUCGGCUGUGGCGGGCCGAAGCCUCCUGCAGAUGCGCGGCCCCAGCAUGACGCAGGCCCUGAUUUGCUUCGAGAGUGGCGUAACGGCCAUCUUCGAAGCAAUCUUGGCUCCGGGUGCAAUCUCUGAGCAGCCAUUCUUCUGCAUUCAGGGCACCAAGGCCGAAGUCCAGAUCGAUGGAUUUGCCGGUGGUGCCAGGCUCUUCACUAUCCAAGAUGGGAAAAUGAUAGAGGAGGAUCUCAACGGGGAGUUUUCUGGAGCUAUUGGAUGGGACACCGGCUACGCUGGAGAAAUGUUGGACUUCGCACAGGCUGUUCUGCACCAGAAGACGCCAGAAGCAGGAGCCGCUGAGGCAUUGGAAGACCUCAGGCUCAUGCUGGCAUUGAUGAAGGCAGCGAAGUCGGGCCAGUGGGAAGAUGUGGACCAGGUGGAUUCGUUGUUAUCGAUGGAAGCGCUUCAGCUGGAACUGUGACAAA